Cydia pomonella (codling moth) is the source of this 6411-nucleotide messenger RNA. RefSeq names its product tetratricopeptide repeat protein 39B-like. The transcript has 15 exons. Gene Ontology annotation, molecular function: protein binding. The coding region runs from base 368 to 2212 and encodes 614 amino acids. The record is from RefSeq and is a predicted model, not a curated record. Lineage: Eukaryota; Metazoa; Arthropoda; Insecta; Lepidoptera; Tortricidae.
AUUUACGAUAAAUGUGGCAACACUGCUACUUGAUAGGGUUCGCUUUGCCGAUCUCGACAACACUAUUGUUCGUUCACUCAUUCUCAGUUCACUUCAAUCAAACCAAUCAUUCAAUUCUGUACUUUUUUUUUCAAUAUCUAUCUGGGAAUGUACUGGGGCGUACGCAUAGUUAUGUGCUAUAUAUUUGGUAGUGUCGUAAUUUAAUAUAUAAAAGUAAUUUGUCCAGAUUGCAGACAUUUCAUUAUAUUAUAAACAAUAGCUGAUCUAUAUACUAACGUGAAUUCAUCGCCCCUUUUGAUCAAUUUUGUUUGUGCUACUUAUCAACAUGAUAAAGGCAUGACUCAUUAACCUGACAACUUAAACUAAGAUGGCGCUUAAACAAGAAAGUGUGCCGGCGCUUGCGUCUCCGAUGCUGCACCGCACCGAAUAUCGGGAAGCCGGCCCACCGCCUUUGGCCACUGAGGAAUUCGAAGAGGACGAAUUCCAAGAUGCCGCCGAAGAGCAACUUGAGUAUACCAUGGAUUUACAAACGGCCUUCGAAGAGUGUGAGGUUGCAAUGAGAAAAUUUUUCAAUAACGACCUGGUGGGAGCGUCGAAUAUAAUGAAACCUUGGUGUCGCACGUCUCUGUACCAUAGUCUUGGCAUGUCCAUCUUCGAGUUCAUUCCCGCCAUGUUGACCUUCGACCACGGGCAGAUCAACCGCGCCCUGGCGGCGCUCAAAGUAUGCAUCUCCAUCUGCAAUCAGCAUCGCAGGAACUUCUCACUCGUCGAGAGUAUUGGCACUAUGAUAAGAAAGCCAAACUUUAGCACGUACACAGACUUAGAGGCGCACGCCGAACUAUGCUACGCGGAAGCUUUGCUGCUCCAAGCCAUGAUGACUAUUAUGGAGGGGGAGGAUCUUACCGGCCUUAUCAAAGGCACCAUCAAAGUCAAGAACUGCUACAAUAGCUAUAAAGACUGCGCCAAGAUUCUUGCGCGCAAACAGUGGGAGAGUGAAACGUCACGGAUACAUUUCCAUAGCGGCGUGCGCCUGGGCACCGCCACGUUCAAUGUGAUGAUAUCGCUGCUGCCGCCGAGGAUCAUCAGUCUGCUGGAGUUCGUCGGCUUUUCAGGAAAUAAGAGCUACGGUCUGACAGAGCUGGUGGCCGGCAUGCGGUCCGCGGGCCUGCGGGCCGUGCUGUGUGAGCUCACGCUGCUCGCGUACCACCUUGUUAUCUGCCACUUCAUCGGCGCGCGGGGCGACCUCGACAUCUGCCAGGAGAUACUGGACAAGGAGCUCAAGGUGUACCCGGAUGGUGUAUGGUUCCUGCUGUUUAAAGGGCGGCUCGAACUGAUGCGAGGCAUGUUCAACCCCGCCAUAGUCACGUACAACUUAGCCAUAGACAGCCAGGACAUGUGGUUGCAGUUCCGACAUGUCUGCUACUGGGAGAUCAUGUGGGUUAAUGGGUUAAAAAUGGAUUGGCGGCAAGCGGCAGUGUAUGCCAACAAGCUAAUGGAGGAGAGCUCGUGGUCGCGGACGAUCUAUACCUACACCAAGGCCGCGCUGCUGCUGCAACUAGGGGAAGACCUGAAGCUCGGGGAGCGACAGCAGUGCAACGAUCUUAUGAGAAACGCGUCUUACUACAAGCAACGCAUCGCAGGCAAAUCGCUCCCGAUGGAGAAGUUCAUGAUCAAACGUUGCGCGCGCUACAGCACGCAGGGCCACCAGCUCGUGCUGCCCGCGCUGGAGCUGCUGUGCCUGUGGAACAUGUUCCCGGUGCUCGCGCGGCACGAGCGCGCCGCGCAGGAUGUGCUCAAGUUAAUAGAAACUACCCGCGACCGCCUGGACGCUGGCCCUAAGGAAUGGAUGGCUGGCUACGAGGCCGACAACCGCGCGCUGCUAUGGUACCUGCACGGGUGCUGUCUCUCCGCCAUGGGCCUCCCGCGCCUCGCCCUGGACUCGCUUGACUCCGUUAUGCUGUUGAAGAACGAGAUCAAAGAGGACACUUUCCUGCUGCCGUAUGCGAUGGCCGAGAUCGCCGUGUGUUACCAUUACUUGGGCGACGAUGACCGCGCCCUGCAAAUACUCACUGACACCAGGAAAAAGUAUUCCGGAUACUCACUAGAAUCGAGGCUUCAGUUCCGUAUGCACUCAAGGAUGAUCAUGAUAAAGGAAAAAGAGCAGAAAAACAAAACUGAAUCCAUAAAAAAAAAAUGCGUCGUAAAGUUGUAAUGUAGUAAUAAUGUUGAUUACGAUGACGGUACUUUGCUUAGUUUAAAAACGUGAUUGUGAGUGUUCCUCAUUUCUACAUAAUGCGAAAAUAUAGUGCCGAUAUCAAAAGGUCUGCGGAAACAGAGACUGUUGUUAAUCCCCGCAGCAGACUGGGAUAUCAAGUCUCUGUCUUUUUGUAUGACCAUAUAAGGACAUAAACACUUCACGCCAAUAAAAGGGGCCUUCUGGGCUACCCCAUACAGCUCACGCACGCUCCUUGAGUCCGUAUCGUAUAACAUUGCAGGUGGUUAUGAGCUUAGCAAGAUGUCUGGAGUUUAAUUAAUCUUAGUCAACUGUUAUGUUAAAUAUUGUCGUUAUAUUUGUAAACUACGUACUUGACGUAGAAAUAAACCUUCAAAGGACUAUGCGUCAAAAUGUUCAUUCAAAUAUGAAUAUAUGUACUUCAUUUCGUUAUAUGGGCACCAAGCGGAAAUCCAUUGCGGAACUGAGAUAUUUAUAUUUUUUAAUCACACUUGCUCGAUAAAGAUCCUAUUUCAUGCAGGUAUACUGAAAGACUAAGGCAUGUAUUGCUUCCCGCGACGACGACGACGCUGACGUUUAUAAUUUACAUUUUAUCUUAAAAAAUAUUCAAUUUGUUCAUAGCUGUUUAAAUUACAAUAGUGAUGAAAAACAUUGUCUAUAACUCCGGGGCUAAGAAUUUUACAAACUCGAAUCUUUAAUGCACUCCAACAUGCGGCUGUCGUGCAUCUAAAGUUCAUCAAAAAAUUUUACUUACCCCCCCGUUGCACAAUGUACAACAUGUCAUCAUCCUUAUUACCUACACAAUAGAGUCCACCGCUAGGCGAGUGAGGCGAAUGGUUUGCUGCGCUUGCUGCGGUGCGCACACAUCUACCCUGCAGCAAUUAAUUUACUUUCUUAGACUCUAUUGCAUAGGUAAUAAAGGUGAUGACUGAUGACAUUUUGACUAAAAUACAAAUAUCUCCGUUCUGCAAGGAAUUCCCCUUGCUGCCCAUAGAACGAGAUGAAGUACAUAGAAAUACCCAUCUAAUGACCACUUUCACUUAUGAUCGUUUUUGGACCAGGCUCCAUACAAAGUUGCCAAUGAUCCAUUAUAAGAGAUGCUACUAGUUGAAAACUAUAAAUAUAAAUAAUAUAAAUAAAUAAAUAUAAAUAUUAUAGGACAUUAUUACACAAAUUGACUAAGUCCCACAGUAAGCUCAAUAAGGCUUGUGUUGAGGGUACUAAGACAACGAUAUAUAUAAUAUAUAAAUAUUUAUAAAUACUUAAAUACAUAGAAAACACCCAUGACUCAGGAACAAAUAUCCAUGCUCAUCACACGAAUACAUGCCCUUACCAGGAUUUGAACCCGGGACCAUCAGCUUCGUAGGCAGGGUCACUACCCACUAGGCCAGACCGGUCGUCAAACAAACUAACUAAAACAAACUAACUAACUAAACUAUGUACAAAGCUACGUAUCUAAAGUCUACAAAUCUUUCGGGUUCCUUGUGAGGUACCGUGUACAUAUAUGUCUUUGAUAUUCCGUGCGAGUGCAUUCUUUCUAUUCCUUGACAUAAUGAAUUAGAGUUUCUAACAAAGAAUUAUUGAUUGCAGAAAACAUUGUGCCACCUAGUUUGACAGUUGACAUACAUGGCGCUGUACUGCGUCAUCAGUUUUGUUGCCACCGGAUUGUCAAAAUGAACCUGUUUCUAAUAAGGUCGCUUGUAGACGUUUGGCGUUUUCACCGGACAUUUGUCCGCGUUCGGCGAUGAAGUCUUGUUUUCUUGGUUGUAGCUGUCGGUAGCCACAUACAAAACUGGACGUAGUCGCGUAACACAGUCCGUUGUCCGGCGAAAAUACCGGACGUCUACAAGCUACCUAAGUAUGUUAGAAAAUGGAUCCAUCGACAUAUAUAAGAAUUAUAGUUUAAAGAAUCAACUAACAGCAUUAGUGAAAAUAUUAGUACAAAUUCGAAUCAAUAUCAGUAAAGUAUAUGACAUCAACAAUCUAUGUAGGAAAACGAAUAGCGAGUAACAUGUAGGUUUAGCUCAGGAGCGUAUCUACUUAUCUAGGUAGGCGAGGUAGACUAGGAACCCAUCCCUCUCUAAUUAAUACAGUUUAAAAAAACGGGUAGUCUAUCUAGACUGUCGCAGCGCCCCAGUGCUAAGCCUAUUGGUUUGUUUAAGGAAUAAGAGACUAUAUCCCCCUUAUUCAUAAACGUCUACUAAAGUUAACAAGCCGCUAAUAAUCUUUUGUCCCUUUCCGACGUCUUAGUAUGAUGGAAAGGAACAAACGAUUAUUAGCGGCUUGUUAACUUUAGUAGACGUUUAUGAAUAAGGGGGAUAUCUAAUGUAAUAUUGAAUUCAAAACCUAUUUUAUUUACUUAUAUUUAGAAAAUUAUGAGGAUAGUUCUUGUAAUUUAAAAAAACCAAAUUCGAUAAAUACAACCAAAUAAAUGAAUAUUGUAACAACAAAUUGUUUUGUAACUUUUUGCCAUCUUUGUAUUUAAUUUAUUAUUUGCCUGUCUGAGCUUGUAAUUUUUUUUAAUGUGCUUAAAAUGUGCCUUUGCAUUUAAGAUAUAUUUUAAUAACUAUAAUGAAAAGGGAAGUCCCUGAAUGAAGUAGUUUUAUAUUUACUUUAAAGGCCUUAUACGACUUAGGCCUGAACCUAUUAGUGAAAAAAAAAACUAUUAAGGCACUAAACAACCAUUUUUCCUAUAGGUAAUUGUCGAAUGAAAAAGGCGCUACUACAACCAUAAAUUCGUGUGAAUAAUUCCCAAAAGGAGCUACUUAGAUCCAACUAGAAAACAUUUUAAUUUCCACGAUUCCCAGACUUAGGUUGAAAGACAAUUAAACUGUCCCUACAGAAUAGUAUAGGUAAUACUUACGUGUUCAGGUUUGGCUCUCUACUAUUUCUUGUUUUUAAAUAAGUGGUAAGAAUAAAUAUGUAAGUAUAUUUUUUUAAACUGUUCGUAUAUUUUUGCUACUAAUACGUAUUUAGGGAACAUGAAUAAUCAAGUUAGUUUGUUUUUUAAAUAUAUUAUUCACUCUGGAUCAUAGAGAAAGUUGUUCAAAAUGUUUUUUUUUUUUUCCUAAAAACUACCAUUUUUACGCUUAAUCUUAUAAUACUUUUAUCACUUGAUCGAAUUUACCAUUUUUUAAUUGCCAGUAAUCCAAGGGUUUUUUUUUUCAGUUGUUAGCGUGACAAUUAACAUUUCGACUUGAAAUCUAGUAUCGUGGUUACUAUUGUUAUUUAUUUAUUAUACUUGCUAAUGUGAUAUAGGAAUAAGAAGUGUUUUUAUUAGACAAAGAGCUGACAGUAAAAAAUAAAGUCAUUAAAGUUUGUUAAAAAAAUGAAAUGUGUUAAGGGGUUAACAUUUCGUCUACUAGGUAUUGUAAUAUGUUGGCCAAGGACCAUCGUACAGUCAUUGAUGUUGGCGGUUUAAAACAUGAACUUAAUAUCGACAUGCUUAAGUUAAAUAUAGGGAUGCACUGACCAGUGCUAAAGCAUACCUGGGGAUAAUUAUUAUAGUUGUAUUCUGGCAUAUGUCUGGACUAUCAAUAUGCCUAUAGGUUACAAAAGAAUUGGGCUAGAUUAGCAGCUACACUUUGUUGUGUUCUUAUACUUAAAUAGAUACUAUGGAAGCAAAAAUAUCUAAAGUAACUUUCAAACUAGUCUACGUGACCUUCUGGUAAUACAACACUUAUCAACCGUCACAGUGACGUGAUUAUGUUAUAUUUUCAACGUUUUAAAUAAACCACUCUAUUCCUUCUGAACGCCCCAUUAUCUAAUUUCGAAUUUUUUCUGCCAGCUCUCCGUUUGUAACAUUCAAGGACAUCCUUUUAGUAAAUAUUCAAAGAGUCAAAUUUUACGAUUUUUCUGUUGUCUUAAGAUUACAUAUGUAUAUGUUUUAGAAAAUAAAAAUGCUAUUUACAGUACAUAUGGUGCUACUUUAACGCACUAUUUGCAUAUUACGUUACUGUGUCGAACAUUUAAAGGCUCAUAUGUACUGUAAAACGUACGAUCCAUUUGCGAAUAGGUAAUUCGCAACUCGUGCCGAUUUAAAACACUCCCUUCGGUCGUGUUUUAAUUUAUCGCCACUCGUUUCGAAUUUCCUAUUUUUCGCACUUGUAUCGUAAUGUUAUAUGUUGGGGCAAUCGGUGUGUAUUUUUAUCUGAUUAAAAUAAAAUUAUUUAAUUGCC